AUGGUUAAGCUGUCGUAUGAUGACAUGAUGGGAAGACUCAUUCCGCCGGUUGCGGACGAGCCAGAUACCGUCUUUUUCAGACACAUCUUUGACCCGGUUCCCGCCAAGCUAGAGAUGGAUUUCUUCCAGCGUCUGGUGGUAUCACUGAACAACCACGUUGCUGGAGACGACUGUCAGCUCGUCCUUGUUACUGAAAGAAACCCGCAGCCUCGGACCAUUGAGAUCGAAAUGUAUUCAAGAAGCUCAGCCGCCGCCCUCGGGAAGCGCAGCGAUUGGUCGACCAUCGAGAUUUACCUCGCAUGUAGCAAUGAAGAGGGACUAGACCCGUUCGAGGAUGACCCAUCUGCCGAAACCCCACCUCUAUGCGACGGGGUGCACAAUCCUGCUUUCGACUCAGGCACCUCCAGUCCGUCGUCCUCGGAAAGGAUUACCGCGCGGACGUUCCUUGACCAGAUAGUAGAGCACGCGGAUAUCGUAUUCCAGCGCCAACAGCGCACUCACUACUACACUUUGGCUAUCUUCGGCAGGUACGCGCGCAUGGCGAGGUGGGACCGCUCCGGCUGCGUCUACUCGGACAGGUUCGACUUCGUGGCCGAGCCCGCGAAGCUUGCGCUGCUCCUCUGGCGCCUCUCUCACGCGGCGACUCCAGACGUCCGGGGCCACGAUACCUCUGCCACCCGCGUCCUCCGGGGAAGCGCGGAGUACCACGCCAUGGUUCAGUCCACCACAGUCAUUGCUGGCGACCACGCACGGGAGCUCUUCGCCAAGUCACUCGUCGACACCUGGCCAUGGUGGAAGCUGACGGUCUCGGGCGGGGAUCCGAAACAGGCACCGCACGAGUACCUCGUCGCGAAACCCACUUUCGCAGCCCCAGAUGUGGUGGGCCGCGGCACGCGCGGCUACGUCGCUCUUGACUACACCGAUCCCGCGCAUCCCCUCGUGUAUCUGAAAGACUGGUGGAGAGUUGUGCAUCCACGCUCAGAGCAGGAAGGUGCGAUCCUCACGUACCUCAACAGCAAGAGAGUGGGCCACAUUCCCACGAUGCUUUGUCACGGAGAUAUCGGCAAGGAGACGGUCAUGACGUGCGACAUCUGGAAGGAGGUGCACGGCGCUGAGAAGGAGUGCUCCUUGAAGAACUACCGUCACUAUCGCCUUGUUGUCAAGGAGGUUGGCAAACCCCUGAAUAUGUUCAAGAACGGAAAACAGCUGGUCUGGGUGAUAUUGCACGCUCUACUCGCACACAUGCACGCCUACACGAAGGCACACACAAUCCAUCGAGACAUCAGCGUCGGAAACAUCCUCAUCAUACCCGCACCAGGAAAGAAUGCCUACGGCUGCUACGGACUCCUGACCGACUGGGAACAUUCUAAACGCAGCGAUGUGAACUACACGGAAGCUCGCCAUCCGGAUCGGACUGGAACAUGGCAAUUCAUGUCAAUCAAUGCCCUAUGCAAGCCGACGAAAGAAAUCGACAUUCCAGACGAGUUAGAGUCGCUCUUUCACGUCUUGCUGUACUGCUCCAUGCGAUGGAUCCCUCACAACUGUGCCGACGUGGGCGCAUUUAUGUACAAGUACUUCGACGAAGGGGUGCCGGUCGACCAAGAGCACAAGGAGUACGCCGCUAGUCUCCUCAAGAGACUGGUCUUUGCAUCGGGUGAACUGAUUGCACCAAACAACGCUCGAAUUGUAUUCCUGAAAGCUCCCCAGCCGUCACUUCCUGCAAUUCUCCCCUCGGUACUCCCAGGUGCCACCGAUUCCGAUUCGGAGUCAGAUGUGUCCCAUUCCCCCACGACUUCUCGCUCAGGUACACCAACCCCACAAUGCCGGUCAGCACCGACAGAUUGCGCACCUCCCCAGCCGGUGAUCCAGGAGGGUGAUCGGCACCCCAUUGAUCACCUACUGAACGAUCUACUUCCGCUCUUCAAGGCCCUAUACGAGCACCAGAAAGUACCCUUCCUCAGGUCCAAGGAAAGGCCGGAGCUGGAGCUAGAGAUGAUUGAGGAAUGGGUUGCGAGUUCCGGACUGGACACCGACGAUCUGAACUUCCUCGGAACUCCCGGGGUCGAUCUGCCUGAUCAGAGCGAGGACUUGGCCGCUCUCGAGAAGACGGCAAAGAAGCUUGAAGUGCACGAUAACGUGGCCAAGAUCUUAUUCACUGCUCUCAGCAAGAACGCCGCCGACUACUGGCCAGCGCAAGACAAGCAGGCCGACCAACUCGCUCCCAAGUACGUGUCAAACCAGCCGGUGAAGGACAGUGCCGCGAAGUCGGGAAAGCGAACCUCGCUUCACGACGGAACUUUCGAAGAGACUGGUCGCCCCGCGGUGCGGCCCCGUAGCAGCACGGUAUCGAGGACGUGA
Trametes versicolor FP-101664 SS1 is the source of this 2358-nucleotide messenger RNA. RefSeq lists its product as uncharacterized. The transcript is spliced from 4 exons. The record is from RefSeq and is a predicted model, not a curated record. The coding region runs from base 1 to 2358 and encodes 785 amino acids. Lineage: Eukaryota; Fungi; Basidiomycota; Agaricomycetes; Polyporales; Polyporaceae.